This is a messenger RNA of Trichoderma breve, 564 nucleotides long. Its product is annotated as ubiquitin-conjugating enzyme domain-containing protein. NCBI's taxonomy places the organism in Eukaryota, Fungi, Ascomycota, Sordariomycetes, Hypocreales, Hypocreaceae. Bases 1 to 564 code for a protein of 187 amino acids. The record is from RefSeq and is a predicted model, not a curated record. The transcript is spliced from 4 exons.
AUGUUGAACAUAUGGUCUAUGUCGCAGAAAAAAAAGCAAAAGGAGGCUGAGAAUGCUGAGGGUCAGGCUGCCGGAGGGAAGAGGAAGAAGGUGACGGCGGCACAGCUACGAGUACAAAAAGAUUUGUCAGAACUAUCUCUCGGUGCAACGAUGAAGACGGACUUUCCUGAUCCCGACAAUAUCCUCAACUUUAUCCUGUCGAUCGAGCCGGACGAGGGCAUGUACCGAGGCGGAAAAUUCACAUUCGACUUUGCCAUCAACCAGAACUUCCCGCACGAGCCUCCUAAAGUGCUGUGCAGAGAGAAGAUAUAUCAUCCCAACAUUGAUCUCGAGGGCAAGGUUUGCCUUAACAUUCUGCGGGAGGACUGGAAGCCGGUGUUGAACCUGAAUGCUGUCAUUGUGGGGUUGCAGUUUUUGUUCCUGGAACCCAACGCCUCGGAUCCUUUGAACAAGGAGGCGGCUGACGACCUGAGAAGCAACCGAGAGGGAUUCAAGAGGAACGUACGAACGGCAAUGAGUGGAGGAUCUGUCAAGGGAGCGCCAUAUGACCGAGUACUGAAAUAG